AUGUAUAAAAAUGGUCCUAGAGCUCCUUUCAAACCCCCUCGGCCCAUACUGCUGCAGAGUAAAGUGCCGAGUGUGGUGGUCGAUGGAGUAAUUGCUCGUCCUAAAGUAGCUGAGAAGAUUGAUGUUCUAUCUCGUGUGAUCGAAAAGACAAACAAGAGAAAUGAUCAGGUUAAACCAUUACAUGAUAGCAACAAGAGGUUGAAAAUUGAGCAAACACACACCUCAAGUGCCUCCUCAUAUAUCGUCCAAUGGCGCAAGAAGUCAUCUAAGAAGAAUAAGACUUGGGAUGGCGAUGGAAUCAUCAAUUAUGAUGGAUCAACCAUUGCCUUCAAGUGCGACACAAAGGGCAAUGAUAAAUUCAAAACAAUGGGAAGUAUUUCCAGGAAGUCUAUUGAAGGAUUAAUCAGUAUAGGGAGCUAUGAACUUGAAGUAGAUUGUGAGGUAGAUGCUAAAGAAAAUAUUGAAAAUAAAGCGGUAGAGACAAUCCAACCUCUCCCUAAGGCUACUCUGUUUAAGAAGGUGAUCCCGACGGUGAACUCAAUUCCAGCUAUAUCAUCGAGACGUUCUCCGUUGAACGACCCCUCAGAUACGGAUUCCUUGGUCAUGAAAAAACCUACAGAAGAAUCCUUAGACGUUGUUGUAGACCCCAAACUUAGUGCUGCUCUAAGGCCCCAUCAAAGAGAAGGGGUUGCAUUUUUGUAUGAAUGCGUAAUGGGACUUCGUAACUUUAAGGGAAGUGGUGCUUUGUUAGCUGAUGAAAUGGGCCUUGGUAAGACUUUAAUGACAAUAACACUUAUCUAUACAUUAUUGAAACAGUCACCUUAUGAUGUGGAAAACCUGGUGGUAAGAGGAGCUGUAUGUAAAAAGGUUCUCAUUGCGUGUCCAGUUACAUUGAUUGGGAAUUGGAAGAAAGAAUUCAAAAAGUGGCUAGGGAUUCACAAAGUUAGUGUUCUUGCUAUAAACAAUAAACAAUCAUCUGCAAAAGAUAAGCAAGGUAUACGAAACUUUGGGAAAACAAGGGUAUACAACAUCAUGAUUUUGAGUUAUGAAAAAGUACUCAGCUGUCAGGAUGAAUUGAAAGACUUGAAAGUGGAUCUAUUGGUCUGUGACGAAGGUCACAGGUUAAAGAACAGUUCCAAUAAGGUGGUUAAAGUAUUCAACGAAAGCCUUAGUAUUAAAAAGAGAGUAUUACUCACUGGUACUCCGAUGCAGAAUGACCUUACUGAAUUCUUCAACAUUUGUAACUUCAUAAAUCCCGGCGUAUUGGGUACGUUUAGUUCUUUCCAAAAGGAAUUUUUGAAGCCAAUCUUAAGACUGAGAGAGGUAAAUUGCAUAAAUAAAGAAACCAUUAAAAGAGGAGAAAUGAAGUCAAGGGAACUAGUCGAACUUACAAAACAUUUCACUUUAAGAAGAACAAGUGAUAUACUUUCAAAAUACUUACCUGCCAAGACUGAUUUGAUAUUGUUUUGCCCUCCUACUUCUCAGCAGAGGAGCCUUUUCAACUUGGUAUCUAGCAGUCAAAAGUUUAGGAAACUUAUCCUGCAGUCAUCUUCAAAUGAUUCGUUGCUUAUGAUUAAUUUGUUCAAAAAAAUUUGCAAUUCUCCCUUCCUCUUACAACAAGAUAAAACAUUCCAAGCCUUGAAAAAUGAGGUAACAGAUAAAGUUGACUCCUCUCUUGAUAAAUCAUCAGGUAAAAUUUUAGCCCUAAUUCCAUUGCUCAUAGAGAUCAGAAAGACGAAUGAAAAGACGGUUAUCAUUUCAAAUUAUACUCAGACUUUAGAUUUACUUGAAGAAGUCUUAAGAAAGCUAAACCUUCAAUUUUUGAGAUUAGAUGGAACGACACCAAACACGAUGAGAGAUAAAUUGGUGGUUGAGUUUAAUACAUUGCCAGUUUCUGCAAACUCAGUAUUCCUUUUAUCGGCCAAAUCCGGAGGUGUCGGACUAAAUUUAAUAGGCGCCUCCAGAUUAAUAUUGUUUGAUAACGAUUGGAACCCUUCGGUUGAUUUGCAGGCAAUGGCAAGAAUCCAUAGAGAUGGCCAAAAGAGGAAUGUUUUCAUAUAUAGAUUGAUGACAACUGGCUGUAUUGAUGAGAAGAUUUUUCAAAGACAACUAAUGAAGAAUAGUCUUAGCGACAAGUUUGUGGAUAACAAGAACGGCUCCAAUUCUGACGUUUUUGAUAUGGAAGAUCUAAAAGAUUUGUUCACCAUUGUUCAAGAGACAAAGAGUAAUACUCAUGAUUUGUUAGAAUGUGAAUGCUCUGGAAUAGGUGAAGAUUUGUUAUUGGAAAGUCAAGCAGAAGGGAACGAAGCUAAAGUAGAAAGUGACGAUGACACACCUCCUGGUUGGAUUUCAGCUCUAGAUUACAAGCAAGUUGAUCAGAUGUCCAUUAAAAAGAAAGCUACUAUAAGAAAUGCGUUACUUGAAUAUAAUCAUUAUGAUCCUAAAAAUUAUACCGAAGAAGGGGUGGACUCUGUGCUUAUAAAUGUCAUAAAAAACUCAAAAGACUGCCCUAUUUCCUACUUGCUUUCAAAAUACACUACGAAUAAAAUAGAAGAAUGA
Messenger RNA from Dujonia railenensis, 2559 nucleotides. The record is from the annotation of a GenBank genome assembly. Lineage: Eukaryota; Fungi; Ascomycota; Pichiomycetes; Serinales; Debaryomycetaceae.